ACACCGUGGACCUUCUUCUCCACCUUAACGUGGCCUCCGUUUUCAUUUCUUUUCUUUUAUUAAGCUUUAUAUCUGAAUGACAACAUAAGCAGAUAGAUCACUCUUGUGUCUCAGACAUUUAUUCGGUGAUUUUCUUUUUAGCCGUAAGUAAGCUUCUCUAUACACAUAUCUCAGAUUUCUUUCAUUGGCUUUUCUGCUCACUUCUGAAAAUCUUGAUCUUAAAACAAAACCAAUGGUGAAAGAUACCGCCUAUUAUGAAAUUUUGGGUGUCAACGAGGAUGCGUCUGCUGCAGAUAUCAAGAAGGCUUAUUACCUCAAGGCAAGGUCAGUUCAUCCAGAUAAAAAUCCUGGUGACCCAAAAGCUGCACAAAAUUUUCAGACACUUGGAGAGGCAUACCAGGUCUUAAGUGAUCCUGAGAAGCGGGAAGCAUAUGACAAGCAUGGAAAGGAAGGAAUACCAAAGGAUUCUAUGUUAGAUCCUGCAUCUGUCUUUGGGAUGCUAUUUGGGAGUGAGUUUUUUGAAGAUUAUGUUGGCCAACUUGCACUGGCUACAUUAGCAUCUGCUGAUGUUGAGGAAGCCACAAAUGAUCCCGAAAUCCGCAUACAGAGAAUUCAGGAGAAGAUGAAGGAACUUCAGAAAGAGAGGGAAACAAAGCUCAUAACAACUCUGAAAAAUAACCUUGAACCAUUUGUUGAAGGUCAAGAGGAUGAGUUCAUAAAAUGGGCAAAUUCAGAAGCUUGUCGCCUCUCUAGAGCUGCAUUUGGUGAGGCAAUGCUGCAUACCAUUGGCUACAUAUACACGAGGAGAGCUGCUAAAGAGCUGGGAAAAGAUAAAAGGUAUAUGAAAGUACCAUUUUUAGCAGAAUGGGUGCGAGAUAAAGGACACCAGAUGAAAUCACAAGUAAUGGCAGCUUCAGGGGCUGUUUCUUUGAUUCAAAUACAGGAGGAUCUGAAGAAGUUGAACCAAACAGAAAACAAAGAGGAGAAUUUACUAAAAGCCAUUGAGGAUAGGAAGGAUGCUAUGCUGCAAUCCCUUUGGCAGAUCAAUGUGGUUGAUAUUGAGACGACUUUAUCACGUGUUUGUCAAGCUGUGCUUAAAGACCCUAGUGUCUCCAAGGAUGUUCUGAGAUUGCGGGCCAAGGGAUUGAAAAAGCUUGGAACAAUUUUUCAAGGUGCUAAAGCUGCUUACAGUAGGGAAAACAGCCUGCGCCAUGAAAAUGACCAGCUCAGUACUGUUCCUAGUUCAUCAUCGUAAUCAUAUCAAUACCUAUUGGACAUCACUUACGUUUUCUGUAGAUGCAUAGUCUUUGAAAAUAUUGGUUCUGUUUCUGUAGCUUCGUACCCUUCUAUUGACCUGUGAACAUGCCAUGGAGGCCACUGACUGGUUGGGUAUUUACAAUGAUUUCUUGAUUCAUUUUGUUUUGUUUUUUUUCCUAAUUAUAGAUUUUUGGGUAUUGCAAAUAAAUGCAUUAUGGUGUUUAAUGUUUUAA
Manihot esculenta (cassava) is the source of this 1490-nucleotide messenger RNA. Its product is annotated as chaperone protein dnaJ 10. The coding region runs from base 233 to 1255 and encodes 340 amino acids. The transcript has 10 exons. The record is from RefSeq and is a predicted model, not a curated record. Lineage: Eukaryota; Viridiplantae; Streptophyta; Magnoliopsida; Malpighiales; Euphorbiaceae.